ACGAUGUCCAACUUUAGACAUCCAAUAAAAUUUUUUAAAAAAAUAGUGGUAUCAAUAAGUCUUUAAACGGAGUAUGUUCGGAAUUUCUAAAAAAACAUGUUUAUCGUGUUACCAAUGGAUGCAAACAGGCGUCCUGAGCAAGAAACUUUCCCUGCAAGUAAGUUUGACAUAAAUUUUCAUCCGCUUCCAAAAAAAAACCCAUUGGUAGAAUACGUCCAGAAGAUUUACGUCGGUGUUCUUCUCGAGGCUAUCAUCAUCUUCCAGCGAAACUAAUGAUUUUGCCCGGCAGCUUUUCCUUCAAGUUGGAGGUAACUCCGCGGCGGCUUCCGGCGGGCCUCAUCUAUAUCAAACGCGAGAAAGAGAGGCUGAAUUUUUGGCUAAAAAGCAGAGGACCUAUACCCUUUUGGAGGCUGAUGAAUCUGGAUCCGGUGGUAAGAGAUUCUGGAAGAGGAUUAAGUCUGAGGAAGACGAGGAGGAUGAAGAGGAGGAGAAAUCGGCGAGGAGAAGGAAGAAGGGGGAAGAUGAAUCAAUUCGGAGAUCAAAGGCUUCUGAGAUUGAGAAUUUGAGGAGAUUAUCAAGGCAGGCAUAUUUCAAGAGAAGAGAGGCAAAGAAGCUACAGGAACUCAAAGAUGAAAUUGAAGAUGAUGAGUGCCUCUUGUCCAUGGGUGUUAAGCUUUCUGAAGCUGAAAAGCUGGAUCUAAAGUACAAGAAAGAAUUAUAUGAACUGAUCAUGAAGAACCGGACUCGAGAGACUGAUGAAACAGGGGAGUUUUAUAGGAUGCCUGAAGCCUAUGAUCUGGAAGGCCGUGUGGAUCAAGACAAGAGGUUUGCUGCUCCUUCGAACCGCUACUGUGAUGCCAAUGCUUCGGAUAAAAUGAAUCCAUUUGCUGUGAAUGAAGCUUGGGAGAAGCAUCAGAGUGAAAAGGCAACUUUGAAAUUCGGAUCAAAAGACAGAAAGCAAAGCUCUGAUGAAUAUCAGUUUGUGUUUGAAGAAGACCCAAUCAAGUUCAUUAAGGCUACAGAAGUUGAACAAGGAUUAUUAUCAUCCAUUUCGGAAGUUAACACAACAUCUGAAAGACUUGCAGAUGACAGGAAGAGUUUACCUAUUUAUCAAUACAAAGAAAAGCUGCUUGAAGUUGUGAAAGAUAAUCAGGUUCUAAUUAUUGUUGGAGAGACAGGUUCUGGCAAGACCACUCAGAUUCCUCAAUAUCUCCUCGAAGCACGUUACACGAGGCGGGGAAAGAUUGCGUGUACCCAACCUCGCCGAGUUGCUGCCAUGAGUAUUGCUGCUCGGGUGGCUCGGCAGAUGGGAGUCAAGCUCGGACACGAGGUUGGUUAUUCAAUCCGUUUUGAGGACCGCACUUCAGACAGGACGGUUCUGAAAUACAUGACUGACGGAAUGUUGCUGCGCGAAUUGCAGAGUGAACCUGAUCUUGCGAGUUACAGCGUGGUGAUGGUGGACGAGGCUCAUGAGAGAUCAGUAUCAACUGAUAUUCUGUUCGGCUUGGUUAAGGAUAUUGCAAUGGCUCGUCCUGAUCUCAAGUUGUUGAUUUCCAGCGCGACUUCGGACACUGAGAAAUUCAGUGAAUAUUUUGAUUCUGCAAAUAUCUUUACCAUCCCAGGAAGGCGUUAUCAUGUUGACAUUCAUUACACUGAAACACAGGUGGCUGAUUACUUGGCUGCAGCUGUCGAUACGGCCCUUCAAAUUCACGUAAAACUGCAACCCGGAGAUGGUGAUAUAUUGGUUUUUUUACCUGGGCAGGAUGAUAUUGAGAAUGCCGAGGAGAUGUUGAGGCUUAAAACACGAGGCUUGGGGACGAAAAUACCCGAGCUGAUAAUCUGCCCGAUCUAUGCUAACUUACCAACAGAGUUGCAGGCCAAGAUAUUUAUUCCAACUCCUCAAGGGGCGCGCAAAGUUGUCCUCGCCACAAACAUUGCAGAAACUUCUUUGACGAUUAAUGGAAUAAAAUACAUAAUUGAUCCUGGAUACUGCAAAACAAAGACAUAUCAACCUCGGACAGGAAUGGAGACUCUGAAGGUUACUCCUGUUUCUAAAGCAUCUGCAACUCAACGAGCAGGUCGAUCAGGGCGAACAGGUCCCGGGGAGUGUUACCGGUUGUAUACCAGAGAUAUUUAUAAUUCAAUGGAUGAAAAUGUUGAACCAGAGAUAAAGAGGACGAACCUAGCGAAUGUCGUACUCACACUGAAGAGCCUUGGGAUAGAGGACAUAAAAAACUUCGAUUUUAUGGAUCCACCACCAGGGGAAACCUUAACAAAAGCCCUGGAGCUGCUGAUUGCUCUAGGGGCACUUGAUGAACCAGGAAAGUUGACCAAGGUUGGCAGAAGAAUGGCAGAGUUCCCUCUUGAUCCCAUGCUGUCAAAGAUGAUUGUUGCAUCUGACGAGUACAAAUGCUCAUCCGAGUUGAUUUCUAUUGCUGCCAUUCUAUCCCUUGGAAACUCGGUAUUUUAUCGUCCCAAGGAUAAACGAAAAGAUGCAGCGACUGCUCGCGAGAGGUUUUAUAUGGGGAAUGUCGGAGACCAUAUUGCGCUACUAAACGUGUACAACUCGUGGAAGGAAACCGACUUUUCUACACAGUGGUGUUAUGAGAAUUACAUCCAAGUGAGGAGCAUGAAACAAGCAAGAAAGGUAAGAGAACAGUUGGAGGGGCUGUUGAAAAUGGCUGAAAUUGAAGUGACGUCAAACGCGAAUGACUUGGAUAUAAGGAUGGCCAUAGUAUCAGGUUGUUUCCGGCACACGGCUAGGUUGCAGAAAGGAGGAUCAUAUCAAACUGUCGAAUCUUGCCGAACUGUUUAUAUCCAUCCGAGUUCAGUUUUAGCUCAGGCGCCACCGAGAUGGGUUGUGUACCAUGAACUGGUGGAGACUUCCAGGGAAUACAUGCGGCAGGUAACCGAGUUGAAACCCGAAUGGCUGGAAAAAGUAGCUCCUCACUAUUAUAAGCUGGAAGAUACUGAAGAUUGUAGUUCAAAGAAGAUGCCUCGGGCAGUAGGUCGUGCUUGUCUCAAUUGA
Molecule: messenger RNA, 3028 nt
Organism: Oldenlandia corymbosa var. corymbosa
Lineage: Eukaryota; Viridiplantae; Streptophyta; Magnoliopsida; Gentianales; Rubiaceae
Source: the annotation of a GenBank genome assembly